AUGGGUGGGGAAGUUCGCUCAAUACACAAAUCAUUUAAUGGCUGUGCUUGUUGUGUCAUCUUUGUCUACAUGACAUACACAAUGCUGCCAUUGCGUCAGCGAGAGUCCCUGGUCGGUGGUAUCAUAUUAUCAGCAACACAGAUUUACACUACCAUAAGCCAUGUGGAGGAUACAUACCAAUGGCAAGAGUUAUUCAGCACUUUAAUGGCUUUAUUUUUAUCAAAUCUGACCGGCAUUUAUACCCAUUGGCCCAAGGAGAAGGCACAACGUAAAGCAUUUAUCGAGACGCGUCAGUGUAUUGAGGCUCGUCUGCGAACACAACGAGAAAAUCAACAACAGGAACGUCUUUUACUGUCAGUGCUGCCGAGGCAUGUAGCCAUGGAAAUGAAAGAUGAUAUCGCAGGACAACCGCGUGACACACAAUUUCACAAGAUCUAUAUACAACGACACGAAAAUGUCAGUAUUCUGUUUGCUGACAUCUGCGGUUUUACAAGUCUCUCGGAUCAAUGUACAGCGGAGGAGUUGGUGCGUCUACUAAAUGAACUUUUUGCAAG
Molecule: messenger RNA, 554 nt
Organism: Musca vetustissima
Lineage: Eukaryota; Metazoa; Arthropoda; Insecta; Diptera; Muscidae
Product: adenylate cyclase type 5-like
Exons: 5
Biological process (GO): adenylate cyclase-activating G protein-coupled receptor signaling pathway; cAMP biosynthetic process; intracellular signal transduction
Molecular function (GO): adenylate cyclase activity
Source: RefSeq, a predicted model, not a curated record